UACAAGGCCUACCAGAGCAAAUACGGUCCCAACUACAAGAUCGGCACCAACUUCCACGGCAUCGACCUCCACCGCGCCAGAAUCUUGUACGUCAACCGCCUCUCCUUCCGUAUCCACCCUUCGCCUAUCCGUACACCCUUGAAAGCACCAUUCCAUUAUCUCGAACCGAACAUCUUCGAUCUUAUUCCAUACAGUCUGCUAACAUGGCCCCUUAUAGCGGUACCACCGCCGCUGGCUUCGGUGCCGUUGCUGGUAUCUUCGCCCUCUUCUUCUUCGCCGACAUUCCCCGUGUACGAAAGGACAUUAUGCAGAAGGUCCCCUUCAUUGGCGACCACUUCGUCAAGGAGAUCGCCCCCGAGGACAACCCCUUCUAAACGCCCAAUCACUAUGGUGAUGCUUUCUGGAGUUGGCUGCUGUGUACAUUAAAUUCAAUGGGGUUGCAGCAUAAAUUGCAUGUUUUCUAGACCAUCCCAUCUGUCCCGUCCCCUGAAAAGCUACGAUUGAAAACAAAACAACCCUUCCUUUGGAUGCAUUUAUCAUUAAUUCCUUUGCGCCUAUGCGAUGCGCCUAGAAUACAUAGAAUGGCUUGACAUGACGUAGCCUCUAGUUGGCCUCGAGUCUGGACACAACCGAUGCCAUCUCUUCGUCGCCGUAUAUCCUGAAGCCCUUGUCCUUGGUGACGCUGGCCAACUGCACGUUCUUCGAGUCCAGCUUCUCCUCCAUGACCUGCUUCAAUGUCUUGAGCACCAAGACCUCGGCCUCUGCCAGCGUCAAUGACUUGUGGAACUCAUUCUGCAACUCGGCCUGUGC
Aureobasidium pullulans EXF-150 is the source of this 810-nucleotide messenger RNA. RefSeq lists its product as uncharacterized. Lineage: Eukaryota; Fungi; Ascomycota; Dothideomycetes; Dothideales; Saccotheciaceae. The transcript has 2 exons. Gene Ontology annotation, biological process: mitochondrial electron transport, ubiquinol to cytochrome c. The coding region runs from base 204 to 374 and encodes 56 amino acids. The record is from RefSeq and is a predicted model, not a curated record.